UGUGGUAGUAACCACAACCUUAGCAAAACAUCCACCGAGGUUAGGUUGGCACGUUGAAACAGCACAAUGACUGAGAAGGCGCAAAACCCCAUGAAGGAGCUUCGUAUUGCGAAGCUCGUCCUCAACAUCUCUUUGGGUGAGUCCGGUGAUCGUUUGACCCGUGCCGCUAAGGUUUUGGAGCAACUUUCCGGUCAAACGCCUGUCUUCUCCAAGGCUCGCUACACCAUUCGUCGUUUCGGUAUCCGCCGUAAUGAAAAGAUUGCCGUUCACGUCACCGUCCGUGGCCCCAAGGCCGAGGAGAUUUUGGAGCGUGGACUUAAGGUCAAGGAGUUCGAGCUCAAGAGAAGAAACUUCUCUGCUACUGGCAACUUCGGCUUCGGUAUCCAAGAGCAUAUUGACUUGGGUAUCAAGUACGACCCCUCUAUCGGUAUUUACGGUAUGGACUUCUACGUCGUCAUGGACCGCCCCGGUAUGCGUGUUGCUCGCCGCAAGGCUCAACGCUCUCGCAUUGGUGCCCCUCACAAGAUUAACGCUGAGGACACCAUCCAAUGGUUCAAGCAAAAGUACGAUGCCAUUGUCCUCAACAAGUAAUAAUAAGAAACGAGAUGCGAGGAUGUCUUCACAACCA
Messenger RNA from Schizosaccharomyces japonicus yFS275, 628 nucleotides. RefSeq names its product 60S ribosomal protein L11. Gene Ontology annotation, molecular function: structural constituent of ribosome. The transcript has a single exon. Gene Ontology annotation, cellular component: ribosome. Gene Ontology annotation, biological process: translation. The record is from RefSeq and is a predicted model, not a curated record. The coding region runs from base 67 to 591 and encodes 174 amino acids. Lineage: Eukaryota; Fungi; Ascomycota; Schizosaccharomycetes; Schizosaccharomycetales; Schizosaccharomycetaceae.